AUGGCCGCUCAAAUAGAAUCCAUUCGUUCCCUUCUCCUGGGCAACCCCGUCGCCGCUGCCAUUGGCGAUGCGCUCAACUCCUUUUCUGAGCGCAGAGCAAAGCUCGGCCUCUCCAAUCCUGGCAACAUGGAGGGCUUGUCCAAGGAGGUCCAGCGCGAUGUUCUGCUCAACAACUACAUGUUCACAGGUAUCCGUGCCGACCUGACCAAGAUCUUCAGCAUGGCUCCGCUCUUCCAGGUUUCUCACCAGUUCGCCAUGGGAGAGCGCAUCAACCCGUACACAUUCGCCGCCAUGUACGGCACUGGCAAGGUAUUCUGCCAAGGCAACAUAGACAACGAGGGCUCCCUCUCCGGACGAUUCAACUUUCGAUGGACCGAUAAGCUCGUUUCCAAGUCUCAACUUUCCAUCACGCCCGGCGGCCAGGAUAUGGCGCAGUUCGAGCACGAAUACAACGGCGACGACUUCAGCGCAUCUCUCAAGAUGCUCAACCCUUCUCUUCUUGAGGGCGGCAUGACUGGCAUCUACAUUGGCAGCUACCUGCAAUCCGUCACCCCCAGACUCGCUCUUGGCAUGGAGACUCUGUGGCAGCGACCUGCUCUGACCCAAGGACCCGAAUGCGCCGUCUCUUACUGUGCCCGAUACAAGGCUGAUGACUGGAUUGCUACUGCUCAAUUGCAGACCGCCAUGGGCACCCUGAACACCUCAUACUGGCGAAGACUCUCCGACAAGGUCCAGGCUGGUGUUGACCUGAGUCUCGGCCUCGUCCCAUCACCCGGCGGCUUGAUGGGUGGUGGCCUGCAGAAGGAGGGCGUCACCACCAUUGGCGCCAAGUACGACUUCCGCAUGUCCACGUUCCGUGCCCAGGUCGACUCCAAGGGCAAGCUGAGCUGCUUGUUGGAGAAGCGUGUUGCGCCUCCCGUCAUGAUGACCUUUGCCGCCGACGUUGACCACUUUACGCAACAAGCCAAGAUUGGCCUGGGUGUCUCUAUCGAGGCAGCUCCCGAAGAGCUCCAGGACCAGCAGGAAGCCCUCGGCGCCCAGUCGGCCCCCAACAUCCCCUUCUAA
Molecule: messenger RNA, 1065 nt
Organism: Metarhizium brunneum ARSEF 3297
Lineage: Eukaryota; Fungi; Ascomycota; Sordariomycetes; Hypocreales; Clavicipitaceae
Gene: tom40
Product: Mitochondrial import receptor subunit tom40
Biological process (GO): protein import into mitochondrial matrix
Cellular component (GO): mitochondrial outer membrane; mitochondrial outer membrane translocase complex
Molecular function (GO): transmembrane protein transporter activity
Source: RefSeq, a predicted model, not a curated record